CAACCUGUCUCUUGCCUUUGCAUCACAAGCUUUUUUACCAAUAACUCGCCAUCAUGGAUUUCAUCAAGGACGCCGUUUCUAACGCUACGAAGGGCUCGAAGGACGAGGGCAAGAAGGAAGAGAAGAAGGGCGAGAGCCAGGACUACCUCGACAAGGGUGUCGCCUUUGCCUCCUCCAAGGCCGGCUUCAACAUUUCUCCCGACCAGCAGGAGAAGGCCACCGAUUUUGCGCGAGGAGCUUAUGAGAAGCAGUCUGGCUCGAAGGUUGAUCCCAAGAUCUCCAACUAAGGAGACUACGAUAUGGAUAAUGUAAUGGAUGCUCAGAAUGAUAUGAGCUUUAUAUGAAUUAAUACAAAUAUUCCCAACCAAA
Fusarium vanettenii 77-13-4 is the source of this 369-nucleotide messenger RNA. RefSeq lists its product as uncharacterized. The transcript is spliced from 3 exons. NCBI's taxonomy places the organism in Eukaryota, Fungi, Ascomycota, Sordariomycetes, Hypocreales, Nectriaceae. The coding region runs from base 54 to 287 and encodes 77 amino acids. The record is from RefSeq and is a predicted model, not a curated record.